Molecule: messenger RNA, 285 nt
Organism: Macrosiphum euphorbiae (potato aphid)
Lineage: Eukaryota; Metazoa; Arthropoda; Insecta; Hemiptera; Aphididae
Source: the annotation of a GenBank genome assembly
AUGCGAUACUUUGGAGGGGUUUGCUUUUUUAUAGUGUUCGUGACGGCUCUGAUGGGAGCGCUGCAGCCGCGAUGUCGGGCACAUCCGGUACCGGUCGAGGGCGCCGACUCAGAAGACGGAUACCACUUCCGGGAAGACUAUCCGGACGCGUUGCAGAUCACAUGCACGGCACCGGUACGGUUGACGCCGUGCGCGACGGGACCCGCCGACCGGAAACCCCGCCGCCGCCCUGCCGACAGUUCUGGGACCCGGUGCCCGCGACCCGCCGCCGCCUCCACGAGAUGA